This is a messenger RNA of Staurois parvus, 489 nucleotides long. The record is from the annotation of a GenBank genome assembly. Lineage: Eukaryota; Metazoa; Chordata; Amphibia; Anura; Ranidae.
AUGGGACAGCAGCAAUCAGCAAAUGUACAGUCAGAGGAGAUUGAUGAGGCUGCUGUAUUGGUGGCACAAGUAGAAGACUUCAAGACAUCUAAGACACUAAGAACCACAGUGAAUGAUAGAGAAAUUGUGGUAUUUCAUCACUUGGGGAAAUACCACGCCUUAGAUCUCCGCUGUUAUCAUUCAGGAGGGCCAUUACACCUUGGAGAGAUUGAGGAUUUGGAUGGACGGGCGUGUGUAAUUUGUCCUUGGCACAAAUUUAAAAUUGUUUUGGAAAGCGGUGAAGGCCUGUAUCAAGGAGUUGACCCCCGCGAGACUAAAAGAACCAAAAAAUGGUUCUCUAAAGGAGUGAAGCAGCGGACUCACAAAGUGACUGUCAGAAAUGGUGGCGUCUAUGUUACUCUAUCAGACACUAGCACCAUGUGGUGUGACUCUGAUACCUAUGCAAAUGAGAAGUUUAAUGACCAGCCUUGUCCAGAUCCAGUAACAUAA